CCUCACCCGGAUAUACUUCCACGUAUCUGGUGGUGUGCGACCGGACCACUAGCAUUCCUACCAAUACACGCUGCCGGUAUAUACGAUCCAGGAUCAGUAGACUCGCAGAUCAGCGACUAUGUCAUAUCAUCAUACACCCCUACGCUAUCCGCAUUACUGGAAUCAACCCAUCGUAUUAUGGACUCCUCAUUCAAGCUAUCUUCAGUCAUUUAUCCCAAUCUACCA
Messenger RNA from Acaulospora colombiana, 225 nucleotides. NCBI's taxonomy places the organism in Eukaryota, Fungi, Glomeromycota, Glomeromycetes, Diversisporales, Acaulosporaceae. The record is from the annotation of a GenBank genome assembly.